Messenger RNA from Candidula unifasciata, 696 nucleotides. The record is from the annotation of a GenBank genome assembly. Lineage: Eukaryota; Metazoa; Mollusca; Gastropoda; Stylommatophora; Geomitridae.
AUGGCAGAGUAUCUAGCCUCAAUUUUUGGCACUGAAAAGGAUAAAGUCAACUGUUCAUUUUACUUCAAGAUUGGGGCAUGCAGACAUGGUGACCGCUGCUCCCGCUUACAUAAUCGACCAACAUUUAGUCAGACAAUCCUACUUCAGAACCUGUAUUUAAACCCACAGAAUGCAGCACUAACAGCUGACGGAUCACACAUAGUUGUUGAUGAUGUAGAAGCCCAGCAGGAGUAUGAUGCAUUCUUUGAAGAGGUGUUCACUGAACUGGAAGACAAGUAUGGGGAAAUUGAGGAGAUGAAUGUCUGCGACAAUCUUGGCGAUCAUCUUGUUGGAAAUGUCUAUGUCAGAUUUCGUAGAGAAGAAGAUGCAGAGAGGGCAGUUGCAGACUUGAACAAUCGCUGGUUCAAUGGUCGUCCAAUCAACUGUGAGCUGUCUCCAGUAACUGACUUCAGAGAGGCCUGCUGUCGACAGUAUGAAAUGGGAGAGUGUACGCGGGGUGGCUUCUGCAACUUUAUGCAUCUGAAGCCCAUCUCCAGAGAACUAAGGAGGGAAUUGUACGGGCGUGGCCGCAAGAAAAGCAGAAGGUCUAGGUCCCGUUCUCCACCAACAAGCAGCAGUGGCAGACGGAGGUCUCGAAGCAGGGAGCGCCGUGACAGGAGACGAUCUCGAUCACGGGAUCGACAUGGCCGCUACUGA